Nyctereutes procyonoides (raccoon dog) is the source of this 2449-nucleotide messenger RNA. It is a transcript of the gene IL7, whose product is annotated as interleukin 7. Gene Ontology annotation, molecular function: growth factor activity; interleukin-7 receptor binding. Gene Ontology annotation, biological process: immune response. Lineage: Eukaryota; Metazoa; Chordata; Mammalia; Carnivora; Canidae. Gene Ontology annotation, cellular component: extracellular region. The transcript has 5 exons. Bases 340 to 816 code for a protein of 158 amino acids. The record is from RefSeq and is a predicted model, not a curated record.
GGUGCAGGCACCCCCGGGGCUGCGGGUGGUGAACCCGGAGACCGAACCUGCAGACCCAGCGCAAAGUAGAAACUGAAAGUACGUUGCCGGCCGGAUCGUACGGAAGUUAUGGGAAAGGCAGAGCGCGGAGCCGGGCCGUGGUGUGUGCCGCCCCCCUGGGGAUGGAUGAAGCAGCAGGCGCGGCGAGGCUGAGAGGACCCGGCGGCAGAGAGCGCCCGAGCCGGCGCCCACUCCCAGCAACUCCGCGGGGCGCCAGGGCCCCGGCGGCGACCAUGGGCGGUGAGAGCGUGCUCCUGCUGCAGUGGCGGUCAUCAUGACCUCGCCCGCCUCCCGCAGACCAUGUUCCAUGUUUCUUUUAGGUAUAUCUUUGGAAUUCCUCCCCUGAUCCUUGUUCUGUUGCCAGUAGCAUCUUCUGAUUGUGAUAUUGAAGGCAAAGACGGCAGAGAGUAUCAGCACGUUCUAAUGAUCAGCAUCAAUGACUUGGACAUCAUGAUAAAAAAUCGUACCAAUUGCUCGAAUAAUGAACCUAACAUUUUAAAAAAACAUGCAUGUGAUGAUAAUAAGGAAGGUAUGUUUUUAUAUCGUGCUGCUCACAAGUUGAAGCAAUUUGUUAAAGUGAAUAACAGUGAGGAUUUCAAUCUCCACUUAUCAAGAGUUUCACAGGGCACAUUACAAUUGUUGAACUGUACUCCCAAGGAAGACAAUAAAUCUUUAAAGGAACAGAGAAAACAGAAGAGCUUGUGUUCCCUAGGGAUACUACUACAAAAGAUAAAAACUUGUUGGAACAAAAUUUUGAGGGGCUCUAAAGAACAUUGAAAAAUAUGGAGUGGCAAUAUAAAGACAUAUGAACUUUAACUGUAUCCACCAAGAAUCUAUCUGCUCAUACAAUUUUUGGGGUUAGAAUACCCUAGAAGUUACAGAAUGCAUCCUGUUAAAAGUGGAUUAGAGCAAUUGAGACAUUCAUACCGUAGUACUAGAAGAUGGAUGUAAACAGUGGAAACCAAAUGCUGCAAUCAACAAACCUUCGUAUGUUUUUGGACAUAUAUCAAUCAGUAUUAAUUGUGAUUUUUGUAAGACCAUCAAUGUAAGGUAUUAGUCGCAAUAAUACUUUUCAAACCUGUUUUAAAACUUGAGAAGAAGACAUAUAAAACCUGCGAAGUAUAUAAAAGUGGCAGGAAUUAAAAAUUAAUAUUGUUUUAUUAUCAAAAUAAUUUUAUGCACCAGCACACUACAAUGAGUGGAAAUCGUCCUCUUCUGUGCUGAAAAUGUUUCAGAGCUACCAGUUAGAUGUGGGUAAUGCCAAUGAGAGUUAAGAGUUACAUAUCUUAAAGAAACAGCAGUAUGAAGGAGUCCAAGAUACUUAAGAGAGAUAUUAAGACAUGUAAUUAAACAUGAAUGCAUAACACAGUGCCUUCAUUAAUGGUACAGCAAAUGUUUUAAGAUGACCGUAAAGAAUGAUUUCACAAAAUAGAAAGUCACCCGUUCUAAGGAUGCUAAACCGUAAUACUGAGUUACUUUUGUCAUUUUUGUGUAAUAAAACUUGUCCAAAUGAGUUUGCAAUUUGGGAAGUAUAUUUUUAAUAGAAUAAUAUAUGUUGACCUUUUAAUUAAUGGAAUGUAUAUUUAAUUUUGACAUUAUAUCUGUAUUAUAUAAAAAUAUUUUCAUACAGUAUUACAAACAAAUUGCUUACUUUGGAUAACAUUUCUCCUUUGAUAAUAAAUGACCUAUAUAAUAAGACUGUCAGAUUCAUUUAAUGAAUUUUUAAGAGUUUUUAAGAUUUUUAAUACUGCAUUACUCUUUGAUCUCUGUCAUUGAAUCUUUGACUUUUAAUACCAUUUACUCAGAAUGUACGAGACUAGGACCCUAAAACUACAUAAGAACAGGAACAUUACUUCUAUGUUAAAUUUUAAUCUUUUAAAAGAAACUUUUGUAUAUGCCAGAUCCUGCUUAGAAAGGUCAACAGCCUUCACUUACUUAUAAAGGGAAAUUAAAACCCUAGUCUAGACAGGUCAGAGUUCUCCACAGCCACCAGUUUGCACAACUCACAUCCUUCCUGCUUUUGUACACCGUCAUCAGCACCUGGUUAGGUGCUGACUGGCUUUAUUUGAGCUUCAGAUGAUGCUCAGGUGCCAUCCUCACUGUGUGGUGGUAAAACCUUCUUCCUCUCUGUUCAUGUUUGUGUGUUUCCCUCUCUCACUCUCCCUAAUGCCUUAGCCUUUCACCCUCACUUUACACCUAAUGCCUCUGUGUAGAAUGAGACAGACUGUUGCCCAGAAUUCACUGACUGCUCCAUUGAUAGGGCUUUGAAUCAAGUAUGUUUUCUGUUUGGUUUUCAUUAUUAACUCCAGAAAAGGGAGCUGACGAACACUUUUAGGAGCAGAUGAUUCUUUAUCCAGUUCUUUCUUCAGAUGGACUUUUCUAAGCAAGCUUUGCUUCCUUCUACCAUAAU